Messenger RNA from Ochotona curzoniae (black-lipped pika), 8075 nucleotides. It is a transcript of the gene CPD, whose product is annotated as carboxypeptidase D. Lineage: Eukaryota; Metazoa; Chordata; Mammalia; Lagomorpha; Ochotonidae. Gene Ontology annotation, biological process: proteolysis. Gene Ontology annotation, molecular function: metallocarboxypeptidase activity; zinc ion binding. The transcript is spliced from 21 exons. The record is from RefSeq and is a predicted model, not a curated record. The coding region runs from base 36 to 4190 and encodes 1384 amino acids.
GGGAGUGGAGCCGGGCUGAGCGGCGCUUCUGGAAGAUGGCGAGCGGCGGGGACGCGCGGCCGCCCUGGCGGCCACCGGGGCGCCUCCCGCGGCCGCGAAGCCUUGCGCUGCUGCCGGUGCUGCUGCUGCUGCUGCUGCGGAGCCCGGCGCGGGCGGCGCACAUCAAGAAGGCGGAGGCCACCACGACCACAACGAGCGCUGGCGCCCCGGCGGUCGAGGGCCAGUUCGACCGCUACUAUCACGAAGAGGAGCUGGGCAAGGCGCUGAAGGAGGCGGCGGCCGCCGCGGGGACCCCCGGCCUGGCCCGCCUCUUCAGCAUCGGCCGCUCGGUGGAGGGCCGACCGCUCUGGGUGCUGCGUCUCACGGCCGGCCUGCCCGAAGGCGACGCGGCACCGGACGCCGAGGGGCCGGACGCGGGGGGACCCCUGAUCCCAGGCCGGCCGCAGGUGAAGCUGGUGGGCAACAUGCACGGCGACGAGACCGUGUCGCGCCAGGUGCUGGUGUACCUGGCCCGCGAGCUGGCGGCCGGUUACCGCCGCGGCGACCCGCGCCUCGUCCGCCUGCUCAACACCACCGACGUCUACGUGCUGCCCAGCCUCAACCCCGACGGCUUCGAGCGGGCACGCGAGGGCGACUGCGGCCUCGGCGACGGCGGCCCUCCGGGGGCCAGCGGCCGGGACAACAGCCACGGCCGGGACCUCAACCGCAGCUUCCCGGACCAGUUCAGCACCGGAGAGCCCCCGGCCCUGGACGAGGUGCCCGAGGUGCGCGCCCUCAUCGACUGGAUCCGCAAAAACAAGUUUGUGCUUUCUGGAAACCUUCAUGGUGGCUCGGUGGUAGCAAGCUAUCCUUUUGAUGAUUCUCCAGAACAUAAGGCCACUGGUAUCUAUAGCAAAACCUCAGAUGAUGAAGUCUUCAAGUACUUGGCAAAAGCUUACGCAUCCAACCACCCCAUAAUGAAAACUGGAGAACCUCAUUGCCCAGGAGAUGAAGAGGAGACUUUCAAAGAUGGAAUCACCAACGGUGCACACUGGUAUGAUGUGGAAGGUGGCAUGCAAGAUUACAAUUAUGUCUGGGCCAACUGUUUUGAGAUCACAUUAGAGCUAUCUUGUUGCAAGUACCCACCAGCUUCACAACUUCGACAAGAAUGGGAAAAUAAUCGGGAAUCUUUGAUCACCUUGAUCGAAAAGGUUCACAUUGGAAUUAAAGGAUUUGUUAAAGAUUCAGUAACAGGUUCUGGUUUGGAGAAUGCAACCAUCUCAGUAGCUGGUAUUAAUCAUAAUAUCACAACAGGCAGAUUUGGUGAUUUCCACAGAUUACUUGUUCCUGGAACUUACAACCUCACAGCAGUUUUAACUGGAUAUAUGCCGCUGACUAUUAAUAACAUAGUGGUGAGAGAAGGACCAGCCACAGAAGUGGAUUUUUCCCUUCGGCCUACUGUGGCUUCAGGAAACCUUGACACAGCCGAGGCUGUAGCAACUGUUAGUACAGUUGCUGCACCUAAUAUUCCUCCUGGAACAUCACCUUCCCACCAGCCAAUUCAGCCAAAGGACUUCCGCCAUCACCAUUUUCCCGAUAUGGAAAUCUUUUUGAGAAGAUUUGCCAAUGAGUAUCCUAAUAUCACUCGACUUUAUUCGUUGGGAAAAUCAGUAGAAUCAAGAGAACUUUAUGUGAUGGAGAUAUCAGACAAUCCAGGUGUACAUGAACCAGGUGAACCAGAAUUUAAGUAUAUUGGAAAUAUGCAUGGAAAUGAAGUGGUCGGACGAGAACUGCUAUUGAACCUCAUUGAAUACCUUUGUAAGAACUUUGGAGUGGAUUCUGAAGUAACAGAUCUGGUCCGCAGUACUAGAAUUCACAUUAUGCCAUCCAUGAAUCCUGAUGGCUAUGAAAAGUCCCAGGAAGGAGAUUCAGUAAGUGUGAUUGGCAGAAAUAACAGCAACAACUUUGAUCUGAACCGGAAUUUCCCAGACCAGUUUGUUCAGAUUACAGAUCCUACCCAACCAGAAACGAUUGCGGUAAUGAGCUGGAUGAAGUCCUAUCCAUUUGUUCUAUCAGCAAACCUGCAUGGAGGUUCUUUGGUAGUUAACUAUCCUUUUGAUGACGAUGAGCAGGGACUUGCCACAUACAGCAAAUCACCAGAUGAUGCUGUGUUUCAACAAAUAGCACUUUCUUAUUCCAAGGAAAAUUACCAGAUGUUUCAAGGCAGACCAUGCAAAAAUAUGUACCCUAAUGAAUAUUUUCCUCAUGGAAUAACAAAUGGUGCUAAUUGGUAUAAUGUCCCAGGUGGAAUGCAGGACUGGAACUACUUACAAACAAAUUGCUUUGAAGUGACUAUUGAGCUGGGUUGUGUCAAAUACCCAUUUGAGAAAGAUUUGCCAAAGUUUUGGGAGCAGAAUCGAAGAUCUCUAAUCCAGUUUAUGAAACAGGUUCAUCAGGGUGUCAAAGGAUUUGUACUAGAUGCCACAGAUGGCAGGGGUAUUUUAAACGCCACUAUCAGUGUUGCUGAAAUUAAUCACCCAGUGACUACUUACAAAACUGGAGACUAUUGGCGUCUCUUGGUUCCAGGAACUUAUAAAAUCACAGCAUCUGCUCGAGGGUACAAUCCCGUUACCAAGAAUGUGACAGUCAAGAGUGAUGGUGCGAUUCAGGUCAACUUCACACUUGUUCGAUCUUCAAUAGAUUCAAACAAUGAGUCAAAGAAAGGAAAGGGUGAUAGCACAAACACUGAUUACACUACUGAUCCAACUACUAAAGAAUUUGAGGCUUUAAUUAAAGACCUUUCAGCUGAGAAUGGUUUGGAAAACCUCAUGUUAAGCUCUUCCUCAAAUCUGGCUCUUUAUCGUUAUCAUUCGUACAAAGACCUAUCAGAGUUUUUGAGAGGACUUGUAAUGAACUAUCCACAUAUUACAAAUCUUACCAAUUUGGGACAGAGUGCUGAAUAUCGACACAUUUGGUCCCUUGAAAUCUCCAACAAGCCCAACAUGUCGGAGCCUGAAGAGCCCAAGAUUCGCUUUGUUGCUGGUAUCCACGGAAACGCUCCUGUUGGAACUGAACUGCUUUUGGCUCUAGCGGAAUUUCUCUGCCUGCACUACAAAAAGAACACAGCUGUUACCCAAUUGGUUGACAGGACUAGGAUUGUGAUUGUCCCUUCUCUGAAUCCAGAUGGACGAGAAAGAGCACAAGAGAAAGACUGUACUUCAAAGGCAGGACAAACAAAUGCUCGUGGCAAAGACCUGGAUACAGACUUCACCAAUAAUGCCUCCCAGCCUGAGACUAAAGCCAUCAUUGAAAAUUUGAUUCAAAAGCAGGACUUCAGUCUUUCUGUUGCUUUGGAUGGUGGUUCUGUGCUGGUCACAUACCCGUAUGACAAGCCAGUACAGACAGUGGAAAACAAAGAAACUUUAAAGCAUUUGGCAUCUCUCUAUGCAAAUAAUCAUCCAUCAAUGCACAUGGGUCAGCCCAGCUGCCCAAAUAAAUCAGAUGAGAAUAUUCCAGGAGGAGUAAUGCGUGGAGCAGAAUGGCACAGUCACUUGGGCAGCAUGAAGGAUUAUAGCGUCACCUAUGGCCAUUGUCCAGAAAUCACAGUGUACACAAGCUGCUGCUACUUUCCCAGUGCAGCACAGCUUCCUUCCUUGUGGGCAGAAAAUAAAAGAUCUCUUCUUAGCAUGUUGGUGGAGGUUCACAAGGGAGUACAUGGAUUUGUUAAAGACAAGACUGGAAAACCAAUCUCCAAAGCAGUCAUUGUACUCAAUGAAGGAGUAAAAGUACACACAAAAGAGGGAGGGUAUUUCCAUGUACUGUUAGCUCCAGGUGUCCAUAACAUCAAUGCCAUCGCGGAUGGCUACCAGCAGCAACAUUCCCAGGUCUUUGUGCAUCAUGAUGCAGCUAGCUCUGUGGUGAUUGUCUUUGACGCAGAUAACCGGAUAUUUGGCUUGCCAAGAGAGCUUGUGGUAACUGUAUUAGGAGCCACCAUGACAGCCCUGAUCCUGACAGGUUGCAUGAUUUGGUGUAUCUGCUCAAUCAAGUCUAACAGACACAAGGACGGCUUCCACCGACUCCGGCAGCACCAUGAUGAAUAUGAGGAUGAAAUUCGCAUGAUGUCAACAGGCUCCAAGAAGUCUCUUCUAAGCCAUGAGUUCCAAGACGAGACUGACACGGAAGAGGAAACAUUAUAUUCUAGCAAACAUUGAAAAACACAGUUUGCAUUUCUCCCAGCAUAAGUACCAAGCAACAUUAGUUCCUCUUGGGAGACUCUGCAUUAAGAAGAGACUGUCCUGCUUCUUCAAAGAGCUUUGGGAAGUUAACUUGCUAACUUUAUAUUCUCUGUGAAUUUCAAAGGAAAUUUUGAACUUCCCUUCCUUAAAGUACUCUUAGCCUUCAAAAAAAGAAAUCUGACUUCUAUUUAUGCAGCAGAGAUGGGACAGCCACUUUGUUUAUCUUUUUAAUUUAAAAUGAGCUAUUUGGAGUUUUAUGUAAUAACAAUAUAAAGCCAACUAGUAGAUGUUGUAUUUUGCACAUGAGGAGUUUACUAGUGGCAUUAGCCUUUUUUUUCCCCUUUAUUUUUAAAUGGCCAAAAGAAUCCAGAAACAUUAAGGCAGGGACAGCAGUCAGAUUCUGACAUAAAGCUUUAAAAACUCAGUGUUUUCUCAACCUACUGAGGAGUACUUCUCUCUAGUUAUUAAAUAGCUGGAGCUUCUCUUAUUCAGGUUUAAAGGAGGUUGAACUGAUUUUUAAGCAUAUAUAAUGUUAAGAAGUGAAUAAAUGGGCUUCCGCAUUUGUCCUUCUACCUGUUUCUAGGCUAGAUCAGAACUGGUGGGCUGUGCUGGAUUUCACUACCUCUCUUGUAAGGUUUAGCAGAUUUCUAAAUAAUCCCCCAUUUUAUGGGAGAACAUACUGACUUGUGAAAGACUGAAGUGUCCACUUGAAUGGAGCUGAGAGGAUGAUCUAGCAGAAGCUGAAACUCAUGUUGCCUAUCUUUUAACUUGGUAAAAACCCACAGGUGCUGCUGCUUUUAUCUGUGAAGAACUAGUUUAUUCUAGGAAUGCCUGAUUCUGUAACAUUGCCUAAAUUUGAACUUUUUUCUAUGUUGUACACUUAUGGUUUUCAGAUAAUGCACCCAUCUACAAGAUCGGAAUUCUACUAAAGAUAUCUGGAAGUGUGGAAGAGACCUACCUGCACAUUCUUAACCUAUAUUUGAACACAGAGUAUCUGCACUUGUUACUCCAGCCUGAGCCUGCGCCAUGAAAUAGAGGACUGUGAUUGAAAUAACUUGGCCAGUCUUAGUCACAUAGGCUUCUGCAAGGGAUUGGAUUCUUUGUCCUAAUGUUUCAUUUGACACAUUUUUUUUAUUUGUUUGUUUAUUAUUACUUUCUUUAUCAACCAAUUCUGUUAAAAUUUUAAUGGAAAGCUUUUACAUAUGGGUCCCUCCAUUAAAAAAAAAAAAGAGGAAGAAAUGAAAACUGUGGCUGCUGUGUGAUAUAACACUGUAGUGUGACGCUGUCAUCCACUGCCGGGCAAAGACAAAAUUGCUUUGCAUUUUAUUUUCUGUCUGAUGCUAUUUAGUGGAAGUGAUGCUUUUUGUAAGUGUGUGUCUUACCAAUGAUCUGAUGGCUUAUUACCUUUGAAUGUUUUAAUGGCCAAGUUGCUGCUGAACUUGUACUAAAUCAGGGGAUCAAAAGCUUACUAUCCUCUUUUGGAUCAUGUUCUAUAUUCAUAAAUGCAUCCAUCAUCCCAGAGCCUUCCUGUGACGUGGCUUACCACCCUCUUGGGUUGUUCAACCAGGUUUUUAAAGGUAUGCAUCCAAAAUAGUUUUACAAAAUCAUAUUUUGUUUAUUAUGAGUGAUGAGCUCCUAACAUUUGUUAGUACCUGUGAUCAGCUUGGGUGGUUGAAGGUUAAGCCCUUCUGCUAUUGACCCUGGUGUUAGCCACUCUAAAUUUUACCACAUCCCUCUCAUCCCACCACAUACACAGAUCAGAGCUUGUGGGAUGCUAGUAAUUAAUGAGUUAUCUUUUGCGUAAUCAUUUAUGCUUUCUUUGUGAAUAUAGCAUAUUGCUCUUUUUCAGCUUUAUUGUUUUAGAGUGAAAAGUCAGAAAACCAACGAAGAGCCCAUGGUGUCUGGGCUUGCUUGUGCCAUUGCAACUAGAAAUGGAGGUUGGUGUGACAGCCUUCACUUUAACAGCAUUGAUCUCUAGAGGAGACUUUUUUAUAUCUUCUUCUCUCUUGAAUUAAACAUGCCUUUCUAACUGUACACCUUCAUGGCUGGAGGUCAUGCCUUUUAAGCACAUAUAAAAUAAGUUAAGACAUGAACAUGCAAAUAGUUCUUAUAGUUAUUUCUCCCAAAAGGAAAGUUAAAUUCUGCUAUCAACCUUGAGUCUUUAAUGACUUUUUAAAUAAUGCAUUUAGCUGGGAGACAAGGCCGUCUCUGCCUGUUACCUGUGAAUCCAAAUGUACCAAGAUCUGACUACUCAGAAUGUGUUCUCAGCCUUGUUCCAUUUUUUUCAUAUGUGGCUCUCAUCCCACGUAGCCCACAUAAAUCAAUUAAGGCAUUGAAGCCAGCUGGGAUGGGGACUGCAUUUCUGCAGUGUUCUAGAAACUUUCCAUUUCCUUGGAGACAUGAAGGCAAGUAUCACAGCAUUAAGAAAUUUGCCCACGUCUGAGUUGUGCCUUUCUUCACUCACAAGGCAUUGUUUUUGUCUUAGUGAUCAGUUUGUAAAACCCUCUUUCUUCCUUCCCAACUCCUUAAUAAAAGCAAAGUGACUGAGUAGGUACCGUUUAAAGUGUCUGCCUAUGUAAGUGUCUUUGUACCGAUUGUGUAGUCCAGGGAGCUGAGCCCUCAUAGUUUCACAAGAAAGCCCCCAUUGAUUUUAGUGUGGGAUUUGUAACGCCUGGGGAGUGAGUAGGAUCCCACCCAGUUAAGGAAUGCUUGCCAUUCUCACAAAAGAGAAUUUGGGGACUCUGUCAUCUUCCAGAAAAAACAAAACACGUGAUAUUUUUGACUCAGAUUGAUUAAUCUUCAUUACUUUUCAUCUGAAUGGGAUUUGCUGAAUUAAUGAAUAUUGAACUUAAAACUAACGAUCAGUUUGUUUAAAUAAAGGGUAGUAUUUAUGUGUGAACUUACUGUUUCUGAGCUAACACAAAGUUACUCAGUGACCAUAAGCUGCUCCUCUAUUUCCAUUUAUUCUCAGCAUUAAAGUUUUAUCUUCCUGUUGCCAGAAAUGCAUUUGUGCCAGGUUUCAUCCCCUGCUGUAUUAAAAAGCUUGCUUACAAGUGCUGUAAAUGUGCCCUGUGUUCAUGGUUCUCUGCUGGAAUUGUUUAAAUAGCAGCAAUGCAACAUCUCCCCUAUGUUUUUGCUUUAUUGUUAUUACUAAAAAUUCCAUGGUGGUUGAUGUUCCAUAACUUUCUAUCUGGCAACUUUUUGAUAACUCCUUGGGUUUCUAAUUUGUUUUAAUUAAAGCACAUUUGAGCGGGAAUGAUUAGUGUCCAUGUGAAUGUCCGCUGAACUUAAGAGUUCUAGUUCAUGAAGAAAUAUCUCCAACACCCCCAAUUUCUCUUAUUUUUAGCAAUAACUCAUUAAUGAUUCCACUUGACGUUCAGAAUAUUGUCCUGACAAAACAUUAUCAAAUUUGCAGGUUACCAUUUUGAGGCAAUUUGAUAUAAAUUAUGUAAAUAUGUACGAUUAUGACUUUUAUACAUGGCAUUACAUGAGUGUAGUAACUACAUUCUAUGCUAGCCAUGCAGCAGAUUUCCUGGAGGUUUGACAUUGUGGUAUUUUUUUUAUGCUGAGAUUCAAAAUCACCUUUCCAUGAUUCCAUUUUUUCAGAAUGAUACUCCCCAGGUUCAGAACAACCUAUAAUGAUAUGACGUGCCCAAUACCCAUUCAUCUCAAGUGCUUCAGUCUUUGGUUUAUUUCAUGCACUGUGCCUUCAAAAUUAAAUUUUUAAAAGGGACUUUAAAUAAAGUUGAAUAGUAGACUUAAAGUCAAUCUGUGUAAUUUAUGUGAAAUCUAACUGUAUUGAGGUCCUUUCUGUUUUUUAUAUGUAAACAGAUCUAACCCUGUAUAAAAGUUAUUUUAUGA